CAGCACUUCUUGGGUUCCCCAGCCACUUGCCUCCCUGCCAUCUCCACAGCUAUGUUCCCGGGCUGGCUGGCUCUCGCUCUCCUGUCUGUGCUGAGCCUGGAUACCCAGGCCUUCAACAGCCAACUCUUCAAAUGCUUUGAAGAUCCCCAGUAUGAAGAGCUGCUGCAGCUGGCUCAAAGUGGACUGGGGAAGACCAAUGAAAAGAAACAGAUAGUGGUGAUUGGGGCAGGCAUAGCUGGGCUCACCGCUGCCAAGAUUCUGCAGGAUGCUGGCCACCAGGUGACUGUCCUGGAAGCUUCGGGACGUGUAGGAGGCAGAAUCGAGACCCACAGAGUUCCUGGAGCUCAGUGGUACAUAGAGCUGGGAGCCAUGAGGGUCCCUGCGAACCACAGACUCUCCCUCGAGUUUGUCCGCAUGUUUGGGUUGAGACUCCAAGAGUUCUUCCCCAAUAACAAUCAGACCUGGGUACUGGUUAACAGAGUACGUGAGCGUACAGGGGCUGUGCAAAGUGAUCCUGGCCUUCUAGGCUACCAGGUGCGGGAAGAUGAGGUGGGGAAGACUGCGGAGCAGCUCUUUGAUGAAUCACUGAGGAAGGUUGUGGAAGAACUGAAGACCAGCAGCUGCAGCCAGGUGCUAGAGAAGUACGACUCCUUCUCCACCAAGGAGUUCUUGAUCCAGGUGGGGAACCUGAGCCGCGGGGCGGUGCAGAUGAUCGGCGUUCUGCUCAACGCAGACUCUGGCUACUAUGAGGCCUUCACAGAAACCCUGCGUGACAUCAUCAUCUUCAAGGAGUCUCGGUUUGAUGAAAUCAUCGGGGGCUUUGACCAGCUGCCCCAGGCCCUGCAUCAGUCCCUAGGGCCCGGGACCGUGCGGCUUCACUCACCGGCAGAGACAGUGGAGAUGUUCCCAGACCACGUCCAAGUCACCUACAGGACACGAGACCCUCUGCAGCCCACGGUGCAGCUGACUGCGGAUUAUCUGGUUGUGGCCACCACGGCCAAGGCUGCCCGGCUCCUCCGGUUCCGGCCUCCCCUGUCCCUCAGCAAGGAGGAUGCGCUGCGCUCUGUCCACUACAGCAGCGCCACCAAAGUGGGCCUGGCCUGCACACAGCGCUUCUGGGAGAGGGAGGGCAUCUUCCGAGGCAAGUCCACCACUGACCGGCCUUCCCGCUUCAUCUACUACCACAACCAGAACUUCUCCAUCCAAGGAGGAGUCCUCCUAGCCUCCUACACCCUCGACGAUGACUCCCUGUUCUUCGCUGCCAUGGACCAUAGCCGGGUGGUAGAUGUGGUCUUUGAUGACCUGGCCGCCAUCCACUGCCCCUCCAUCCACAACUGCUCCAGCGAGGAGCUCCGGGCCCUGUGUCCCUACUCCGUGGUGAAGAAAUGGAGCCGGGACCCCUAUGCCUUGGGGGGCUUUGCCACCUUUACCCCCUACCAAUAUGGGGACCAUGCCCAGGAGCUGAGCCGUCCUGAAGGGCGGGUCUACUUUGCUGGUGAGCACACAGCCCUGCCCCAUGGCUGGAUUGACACUGCCAUCAAAUCAGGGCUCAAGGCAGCAAAGAGCAUCCAAGAGGCCGUGGACUUGGCUUCCACACAAGACUAUGGGGACCGGAAAGAGCCCUACCCUAAAACCGAGCUGUAGCCAGCCUAUGGCACCCAGGGAUGGGGAAGCUUUUAAUCACCCCCAUCCUCUAGGGAAAAUUCCAGCUCAUAAUCUCAUUCACCUUCAGCUUAGUCCAAAAAUGUCAGACAAGCUGGUGAGCUUACAGCCCCAAAAUGGAAUCCCUCAAAUAUCUGAUGUGUUCUUGACAGAAACAAUAAAGCAUUGGUUGAAUGUA
Molecule: messenger RNA, 1840 nt
Organism: Dipodomys spectabilis (banner-tailed kangaroo rat)
Lineage: Eukaryota; Metazoa; Chordata; Mammalia; Rodentia; Heteromyidae
Product: L-amino-acid oxidase-like
Exons: 6
Coding region: 52-1644 (530 amino acids)
Biological process (GO): amino acid catabolic process
Molecular function (GO): polyamine oxidase activity; L-amino-acid oxidase activity
Source: RefSeq, a predicted model, not a curated record